Penicillium bovifimosum is the source of this 2838-nucleotide messenger RNA. RefSeq names its product DNA repair protein RAD16. Gene Ontology annotation, molecular function: ATP-dependent chromatin remodeler activity; ATP binding; metal ion binding. The transcript has 2 exons. The record is from RefSeq and is a predicted model, not a curated record. NCBI's taxonomy places the organism in Eukaryota, Fungi, Ascomycota, Eurotiomycetes, Eurotiales, Aspergillaceae. The coding region runs from base 1 to 2838 and encodes 945 amino acids.
AUGAGGCAUAGGUUGAGAUCCAGGGCCACAAUACCUGAUUCGGAGGAUGAUUCACAUUUCAGUGAGACGUCAUUGAAGAAUUCAUCCCCCCUCCGUAGGUCGAGUCGAUCGGUUGCCCCGCGAGUGGGUGGGUCAUCCCUUUCUCGAUCUCGGUCUCGCGUCAUCCAAGAUUCCGAGGCAGAGGAGGAUGACGAUGUCAGUCUUUCAGGCUCUGUGGCACCAAGCAAUUCCGCUUCGGCCAGACUUGCGGUGGUCGUACCGACAAAAAACGACUCACCUAGUGACUCAAAUUCCAAUUCUCGAAGUUCACUGGAGAAUUUGUCCCCGGGCUAUAGUACCCCAGCUACUAGCGUCGGUGCUGGAGUUAGUGGCUCCAACGCUAAAGCUACGGCGCGUGUCAAUGCAGCUGAUCGUACCAAGCGACUACAGUCGAGCGCAUUGUCGCUCGGAGUCACAAGAGGAAGAAAACGCUCCGCACCCGCUUCGGUGGAGGAUGACGAUGGCUCCGAUGUGCCACUAGCUCACACACGCAAAAAAAGGGCGGCAACAGGGGCCACACGUACCGCCUCGACCAACUCCGACCCUGAGGUUUCCGAUGCCGCUUUAGCCCAUGCCCUACAAAUGGAGGAGUACGAGAAUCCGCGCGAAACAACACCAAAGCGUGCGCUCUCCAACGUCCCUUUCGAAUCCACCGAGUAUGACUCAGACCAAGCCACCAGGCCUGCUUUGUCUUCUCCUUCAAGCAGUGAUUUAUCGGCACUCCAUUCCGGGGAUGCUGAUUCAGAUAUCCUGGAGGACCCCCUAGAGGGUUGGCCUACCGAUCAUGAGGAUGUUGAAGAAACUUGGCACCGACAUUAUGAGGAGGAGCGGAAAGCGCGACGUGUGGAAAAAGACCGGAAGAACCUGGAGAGCAGACAUCCCGUAGUCAGCACCAUGUGGGAUGUGCUCAAAUCUCAGCCGACUAUCCAACCAAAGCCGGCUAAACAGCCUGCCUCCAUAACUCGCAAACUCAAGCCAUUCCAGCUGGAGGGAUUGAACUGGAUGAUAGAACAGGAAAAGACUCAAUAUAGGGGUGGUUUAUUGGGUGAUGAGAUGGGCAUGGGAAAGACCAUCCAAGCAGUCUCGUUGAUUAUGUCCGAUUUUCCCCAGCCUGACCCGACUCUUGUUCUCGUGCCACCGGUCGCAUUGAUGCAGUGGGUAUCAGAGAUCAAGGAUUACACGGAUGGCAAGCUGAAGGUCUUGGUCUACCACAACUCUGAUGCGAAAGUCAAGAAGCUGACCACAGCUGACAUUCGCAAUUACGAUGUCAUCAUGAUAUCCUAUGCCAGUCUCGAGUCCAUCUAUCGCAAGCAGGAGAAGGGCUGGUCUCGCGGCGAAACCAUGGUCAAGGCAGACAGUGUCAUCCAUUCAGUUCACUACCAUCGCCUCAUUCUUGAUGAGGCGCAUAGUAUCAAGUCGCGUACCACGAGUGUUGCCAAGGCAUGCUUUGCCUUGGAGGCUACGUACAAAUGGUGUCUGUCCGGGACCCCUGUACAAAACCGUAUUGGGGAGUUUUUUUCCCUCCUACGCUUUCUGCAAGUCAAGCCAUUCGCGUGCUACUUCUGCAAGCAGUGUGAAUGUGAAAAACUGCAGUGGACCUCGACUAAAGACGGGCGUUGUACCGAGUGUAAACACACUGGUUUCAUGCAUAUUUCCAUAUUCAACAAGGAAAUUCUCAAUCCAAUCGUUGAGGGAAAGUCUGUGCAACAACGCAAAGAUGGCUUGGAGAAGCUCCGUCUCAUCACGGACCAAAUCAUGCUCCGGCGAAUGAAGCAACAGCACACAAAGUCCAUGGAGUUACCACCCAAACGCAUCACAUUGCACAACGAAUUCUUCGGCGAGAUUGAACAAGACUUCUCACGCAGCAUUAUGACGAAUACGACGAGGAAGUUCGAUACCUAUGUCAGCGAGGGUGUCAUGUUGAACAACUAUGCCAACAUAUUCGGAUUGAUCAUGCAAAUGCGGCAAGUCGCGAAUCAUCCCGAUCUCAUUCUGAAGAAGAAGGCUCAAGCAGGAUUUAAUGUUGCUGUGUGCUGUGUCUGUGAUGAGCCCGCGGAAGACGCCAUUCGGUCCCAGUGCCGCCAUGAGUUCUGUCGCCAGUGCGCCAAAGAUUAUAUCCAGUCCUUCCAAGACGACAGCAAGCAUGUUGACUGUCCACAGUGUCAUAUUGCUCUUUCCAUUGAUUUGGAACAGCCUACACUCGAGCAAUAUGAGGAUUCUGUCAAAAAGAACUCCAUCAUCAAUCGCAUUGCAAUGGAGAAUUGGACCUCCUCGACGAAGAUUGAGUUGCUCCUCUACGAACUCUUCCAGGAGAGAAGCAAGAGCCACACGCCCAAAUCCAUCAUUUUCUCCCAAUUCACCUCCAUGCUCCAGCUGGUCGAGUGGCGCUUGCGUCAUGCUGGAUUCAACACCGUCAUGCUGGAUGGAUCGAUGACCCCAGCACAGCGUCAGAAGUCGAUUGAGCAUUUCAUGACUAAGCCGGAGGUUGAGGUUUUCCUGGUCUCUCUCAAGGCUGGGGGCGUGGCGCUCAAUCUGACAGAAGCAUCGCGGGUCUUUAUCGUUGAUCCCUGGUGGAACCCUGCCGCGGAAUGGCAAAGUGCCGAUCGCAGUCAUCGAAUUGGCCAGCAACGGCCUUGCGUCGUCACUCGGCUCUGUAUUGAGGACUCGGUUGAGUCCCGAAUCAUUCAAUUGCAGGAGAAGAAAGCCAACCUGAUUCGGGGUACCUUAAACAGGGAUCAAGCGGCCGCGUUAGAAAAACUGACUCCGGAGGACAUGCAAUUCCUCUUCCGCGGAACAUAG